Messenger RNA from Aedes albopictus (Asian tiger mosquito), 8050 nucleotides. It is a transcript of the gene mon2, whose product is annotated as protein MON2 homolog. The transcript is spliced from 8 exons. NCBI's taxonomy places the organism in Eukaryota, Metazoa, Arthropoda, Insecta, Diptera, Culicidae. The record is from RefSeq and is a predicted model, not a curated record. Bases 664 to 5871 code for a protein of 1735 amino acids.
GACGGCGUAGGAAAAGUUUUAUUGGACAGACGUGGAUGUCGCGAUUUUGACGGGCGCGGUGUUGUGCAAUUCCAGUGGGGGGUCUCGGAUUCUAACGGUACCUUCCCUGCGAAGGGUCCGCUGGAGGUGAAAAUUUCAUCAUCAAGUUGUGCGCGGUGGGGACGACAAGAGAAAAGUCAGUGCGUGCUAGAUUCUGUUUGAUGAAAGAAGAGUGUUUUUUGUGGAGUACAGAAGUAGGGGCUCCCCCCCCCCCCUCCGGAAGAUUUGAAGUGCAAUAUCAAGAAGGAAUGAUGUUCGAAGAAGUUGCUAUUGCUGCUGCAGUUCCCUCUCCGCCGAGUGUGGCCAGUUUGUAAUGCUGUUUAGCACUUACGUGUCAAAGUAGAGCUUGAGAAGCGAAGAAAAAUCUGUAAAUUCAGUGCACAGAAGCUUGCAUCAGUGGAAUGCACAGCGGCAAGCUUCGGAAGCGCAGUAUUUUCAUUGUCGUUUGAAGAGUGAAACAAACAUCCCGUAGGGGACAAAAUCUCCGCAAUAAAAACGGGGUCAUAAUCUUACGUAAGGUCGUUCGAUUCGGGAUUGGAUUGUGCUGAUUGCGGUGGGCGACGGAAGGGUGAAAGCAAAGUAAACAUUACAGAAAAGGAUACCUUUUGAAAGGAGACAGUGAAGAUGUCCUUCGUGAGUGGAACGACAGACACCGAGGCGGCUCAAAAGUUCCUCGAGGUGCUGCAGAACGACUUUCGCAACCUGUCGUUGGAGACGAAGAAAAAAUACCCGCAGAUAAAGGAGUCAUGCGAAGAGGCGAUACUAAAACUAAAAACGGCCGCGGCCAAUCCACAGACACCGGUCUACUACGUGGUGAACCAGAUUCUGUACCCGCUGGUGCAGGGCUGCGAAUCGAAAGAUGUCAAAAUCAUCAAAUUCUGCCUGGGGAUGAUGCAACGGUUGAUCACCCAGCAGGUGGUGGACCAGAAGGGAGCCCGCUACAUAACCGAUACGCUGUGGAUGCUGAUGGAAAAUGGAACCGAGGAGGUGAAGGUCCUGCAAAGUGUUACGCUGCUGUUGACGACCAACACGGUCGUUCACGGGGAAACGCUGGCCAAAACGUUGGUUCUGUGUUUCCGGUUGCAUUUUACCAAGGAUUCGACAACAAUUAACACAGCUGGAGCAACGGUACGGCAGCUGGUUUCACUUGUGUUCGAGAGGGUGGUUGGGGAGGAAGCGGAAGCGGAAGCCAACCAAGAUGAGAAGAGGGAAGUUAACUUGGAAGAGCUGAAGUUGGCAACUGGGGUUGCUCCAAAGGGGCUAAGACCAUGCGCAGCGGAUGCGUUUCUCCUGUUCCAAGAUUUGGUCCAGCUGGUAAAUGCAGAUCAACCGUACUGGUUGCUCGGAAUGACUGAAAUGACACGGACAUUCGGCCUGGAACUGCUGGAAUCGGUUCUGACUCAGUAUACGUCCGUGUUCUACAAGAACCCGGAAUUCUCGUUCCUGCUCAAGGAACGUGUCUGUGCCCUAGUCAUUAAGUUGUUUUCGCCUAACAUAAAAUACAGGACAAUGGCGCCGCAAAACGCACAAGCCACGGCACCUCACGACAAGCCGUACUUCCCGAUUAGCAUGAGACUCCUGAGGGUCGUUUCGAUUCUGAUUCAGAAGUACCACAGUCUACUGGUGACGGAAUGUGAGAUAUUUCUGUCGUUGAUUGUGAAAUUCCUGGAUCCGGACAAGCCGUCGUGGCAGAGAUCGCUGGCUCUGGAAGUUCUUCACAAAAUGACAAUCCAACCGGAACUGCUGAUCUCGUUCUGUCGAUGUUACGAUCUCAAAGAUCAUGCCACUAACAUUUUCCAGGACAUUAUUAACUCGCUUGGAACGUACGUUCAGAGUUUGUUCGUUAACAGCCAGCUGUUGAAUAGUGCCGUUGGGGGAACUCCAGGCCAACCAGCAGCGCUGAUCGGAGGCCUUCCAGUAGGACCGGGAAUUUCUCCUCAGCCAGGAUUCCUGUUCCGAGGAGUAUUCCUUCCGUUGGUGGUCACGUUCCCUACUGGCCAAUCCAAAUCGACCUUCCUGGAGAUGCUGGAUAAGAUGGAACCUCCUCCCAUACCCGACGGAUACGGAAUAUCGGUGGCCUACGCUUGCCUUCUGGACAUUGUCCGAUCGAUCUCACUUUCCAUUCAAGGACCUUCCCAAAUCGGCGACGAGAAUCCCACGCCCUACAAAAAUCGUGUCACCGAAGACGAAAAGGCUCUGCACAUCCAGCUCAUCUACUCCAGUUGGUUGGGUCUCCUGUCUGCCUUGGGACCCCUAAUCGACGCCGCAACCGAUGAAUCAACCACGGAGAACAUCCUGAAAGCUAUCCAGAACUACGCUGCCCUGUGCGGCCUCUUGGAACUCCACACUCCUCGGGAUGCCUUCAUCACGGCCCUCUGCCGAGCGUCACUUCCGCCACACUAUGCCCUCUCGGUACUGAACGUCAACUACCAGGGCAGCCAGUUCAAGUCUCAUUCGCGAGCAGGCAGUCAGGACAUGGGAACCAUGUUUCUCGGAUCGUACGGAGAACCGGAUCAACAGCAACAGCAGCGUCAUCCGGUGGUCGCCGUUGGAACGCCUCUUCCAACAUCAUCCCUUCCGGUUGGGGCCCACCAGGGCCCUGUCCUGUUGACCAUCAAAAACCUCCAGUGCAUGAGAUCUGUGCUUCAUCUGGCGCAUUGCCACGGAGGUAUUCUUGGAAGUUCGUGGCACAUCGUUCUGACCACGUUGCAACAUCUGGCCUGGAUCCUAGGAUUGAAGCCUUCAACCGGAGGCAGCCUACAGGCGGUUCAAAAACCUCCAACGGACGCCAAUUCCAUAACCCAAGUCAUGACGGAUCUUCCGGUUCUGUCCCAGAUGUUGAGUCAACUGUUCGAAUCCAGUCAAUACCUAGAUGAUGUGGCGCUUCAUCAUCUGAUAGACGCCCUCUGCAAGCUGUCCCACGAAGCCAUGGAGUUGGCGUACAACAACCGAGAGCCGUCACUUUUUGCCGUGGCGAAACUCCUGGAAACCGGAUUGGUCAAUCUCAACCGGAUUGAGGUUCUGUGGCGUCCGUUGACGAAUCACCUCCUGGAAAUCUGCCAACACCCUCACAUCCGGAUGCGAGAAUGGGGCGUUGAGGCGAUCACCUACCUGGUCAAGGCAGCCUUACAAUACAAAUACGAGAAACCGUUGAAGGAGAACUUGAAGCUGCAAACCCUUCUCCUGGGGCCACUUUCGGAAUUGUCCUCGGUUCCGCACGGAGACGUUCGCCAACGGCAGUUGGAAUGUGUUCUGCAGGUUUUGAACGGAGCCGGAGAAACCCUAUCGCAUGGAUGGCCCCUAGUGCUGGGAAUCAUCGGUGCCGUCAACGAUCACCACGGGGAGGCUCUGAUCCGGAUUGCGUUCCAGUGUCUUCAGCUGGUCGUCACGGACUUCCUGCCGGUUAUGCCUUGGCGAUGUUUGCCACUGUGCGUCAAUACGGCUGCCAAAUUUGGUUCGCAAACGCAGGAACUGAACAUCUCGCUGACCGCCGUUGGAUUGAUGUGGAACAUCUCGGACUACUUCAACCAGAAUCAGGAGAAGCUAUCGCAAACGGUGUGCGACGACACGUCGGUUCUGCCGGACUUCCCCGGCACCCUGAACAUGCCUCACUUCGACCGGCUUUGGAUGUGCCUGUACGCGCGACUUGGCGAUCUGUGCGUCGAUCCACGGCCAGCGGUUCGCAAGUCGGCUGGGCAGACUCUGUUCUCGACGAUUUCCGCCCACGGAAAUCUGCUGAAUCCGCCCACCUGGCAGGCGGUCCUCUGGCAGGUGCUGUUCCCACUGCUGGACAAGGUCCGGGCCCUGUCCAGCUGUGCCAGCAGCGAGAAGGUCGACACCAGCGGCAACAUUCUGAUCCACCAUUCGCGGAACACGGCCCAGAAGCAGUGGGCCGAGACGCAGGUCCUGACGCUGUCCGGAGUUUCGAGGGUAUUCAACACCAAACGAGCUCUCCUGCAGAUGCUCGGUGACUUCCCUCGGGCCUGGGCACUUCUGCUAGAAUUCAUCGAAAACUCGGCCCUCAGCAAGAGCAACGAAGUCUCGCUGGCAGCGCUGAAGUCCUUCCAGGAGAUUCUGUACAACAGACCCACGUCUUGUCCAGCGGACGCAGAUGCCAUAGCCAAAACCCCAACGGAAAAGUCCGCAGCGGAAGAAAUCGACAUCUGGAACGUUGCUUGGCGGGUUUGGUUGAACAUCGGAGCGGAGAGCACCAAACCGCCGUCGCUGGCCAGCGUAGAUGGCCACGACAAAAACGGCGAGGAGAUCUACAUACCCAGUCAGGCGUUCCUCACAGCGCUGGUGCAGAUUUUCCCUGCGCUGUUCCAGCAUAUUCGAAAUCGUUUCAGCAACAAGGAUCUUACCCAGCUCUGCACUGUGCUGAUGAAUGCGGUGGCCGUUCCGGUGCACAGCGAUUCGACGCCGUACAUCAUGUCGACCAUUUCUGAUUCGCAGUUGACCCCGCUGCACGAUGGAGUUCUGGAUUGCAUGGAGCUGCUACAGAAGGAAGCUAUAGGGGCGAAGGAGGGGACGACGGGUGGCAAUGGAUUGAAGCACAUGAUUUCGGCGAUCUUCAAGCAGCUACUGAGCUUCAGUAAGUUUGCUUGCGUUCCGCCUUCGUUUGACCGUAUCGAGACUAGGCCCGUCAAAUCCACGCGCUCCGGAAGUGGCGUCGUUGCGCACCAGAUGCCCGCGGCCAACGGUGCUGUCGAGUGGGUCAGCAUGAACUACAUUCCGUUCGGAGAGAAAGCUUUAACGGUGGCGGUCAAACUGUACCAGCAGACGGCCAGUCACGAUGCCGUCGUAGAAGGUCAAAUACUGCACGAAAUCAUCAAAGCGUUGCAUCUGCCUUUGUCCCUAAAGUACAAGUGCAUGUCGGCCAGCACGUGGAAGCUGGCCAUCUCCAGCUUGAUGACGGUACUGCAUACGGGCCUUCCGGUGGCCCGGAAGCACCCGAAGUAUUUUGCCGCCAUGUGGAAGGAUUUGUCCGAUACGUUGGAUCAGUUUCUGUUUCCCAAGAGCGUCUGUGUGGUGGAGGACCGAGGCCUCGACGAGCUGGUACUGGACGAAACCAUUGACUGUCAGGUGAUCGAGCUGAUACGGGAUGAAAUCCUGCCGUACAGCCACGAAAUCCCCCAGCAGUUCAUUCUGGAUGCGGUGGUCCUACUGAACAAGGGUUCGAUUCAUUCGGCCACCACAGGAAGUACGCCGUUUGCCGGCUGUGAGACGGAACUGAAGCUACGGGAGGAGUUUGCCAAGACCUGCUUCGAAACGUUGCUGCAGUUUUCGUUGCUGGACGAUGGAAUGGUUGGAAUGGUGGCGGCGGCUGCCGCCGAAGACGGACACAACAAGAUGAACAACAAUAGCAGCGGGAAGGAACCGGCGGCGGGAGCAGCGACCGGAGGAAGCAGUGAGGGUGGUAUCGCGGGACGAUUGGCCAUCACGGCACUGUUGCACAGGUUCGAGGAAGUUCUCCGGAAGUUUAACGAUGACGAACGAUUGAGCGGGAAAUUUCCUCUUCCGAGAUACCGGCUUUCGGAGAUUUCGUUUGUGUUGAAAGCCGUGGCCACACUUGUGAUAUCUAUGAAGAAGGCACCUCCAGCCAAAGUGGGCACCACCGCCUGGGAACAACUGAUCGGACUGUACCCCUACCUGGUCGAGUGCACUACCACGUCCUCUGCGGAAGUGUCCCGUUCGCUACGGGAAGCAUUGCUGCAGUAUUGUGACCUGCUACGGCCUCCGGCAUCAGCCAUUCCGACGACAUCGACGACGACGGCGAGCCGAAUGGAAAACAACAACGAACUGGCCAACACCAAUGGGAUCAGUCACUGUUAGCUGGGUUCGUUUUCAGCGGGAAGUUUCUACUUCCUAAUGCUGUACGAUUCCGGUUUGCUGGUGAAGAUUGUUUUCUGAAUGGUGAGUCCGUUCCAUGUUUCUGUAAGAUAUUUUCUAUUGCGUUCUCUUUUGUUGACCUGCUUCUUUUUUGGUUUUGAUAAAAUCCUGAGAAUCCUAAAAAUGUUGUAAAAAUUAUAUAAAAUUUAUUUAUGCCUCUAACGGUUGAAACAUAGAGAGUAGUUUUAUUACGAAACGAUUUAGAUUUUAGGUUUCUGUAACCUGAUAAUAGUUAUAAACCUAGAAAUGACUUGCGUAAAACUUUGUUCGAUAGUCAAAAAUAAAAUAAGAUAAAUUGUGAUUUAACCUCUGAAAUCUAUGAACCGAAAAAUUCACUUUUACUAGGUCAUACUGAGCCGACACGUUUUGCAUUACCACUAUUUUCACGUAAUUCCCGUAAUUGACCAUAGAAUGUACUUCCACCGUCUAAAAUAGACCAUUCAUAUCUGAUCUAAUGCUCGUGUUUUAUUUUUGUUUUUCUGAAAUACAAUUAUUUCGAACAAUUAACAAAUGGAUCAGAUGAACAGGUUUAUUUGAAAUAAAUAGGAAUGUGCCCACUGCUACAUACCAGAGUUUCUAAAUGAAUUAUCGAACGAACUUAUCGUUAAGAGAAUGUAGAUUUUCAGUAUCUUUCCCAACAGUAAGAGGGUCUAUGAAAAGAAAAUGUGGUUUUGACUAUUGGUUCAUCCAGAGGCCCUCCCCUUUGGACUUAUCCACCGAUGAACCGAAUUUAUCACGGUCCGAGAAUUUUGACACUAGAGCGGGGCCGUUUCCAUUCAGAAUUGAUUUGAUUUGAUUGAUUUAUCUUUAUUUGAGAGACUUUCAGCCCUUGCAUUCAGAAUUGAACGAUUCUGAUUUGGAAUGGCCCCGCUCUAGUGUCAACAUUCUCGGACCGCGUUCGUUUCAUCGGUGGAUAAGCCCAUGUCCACAUUUUUACGAGUAGUUCAUCGUCAUUGAUGCUAGGUAAACCACUUCAUCUGCCCUCUAGGUCAGAAGAAGUAAUUCAUCUACAAUUCAUGAAAAUGAAUUCACCGUUACACAAGCAUAUUCUAUUUUGCUUUUUGAACGAUAAGAUCAUCAUAAUUUAUAUUGUUCUUCAACUUGACUGCUAAUUUUUUUAGACAUUGGUCAAAAAUAAUGUUCAUUCCUGGGAAUGAUUGAUAAAGUGAGCAGUAAUUGGAUGAAUAAUCGUUAAAAAAUGAUUGAAACGUAUUAAUCAGAAAUAGUCCUUCCAGCAUUAAAACGAGGUAGGUUUGAUAAGAAUGGUCUAUUUGAUACCACUCACUCCAAAUAGCGAUUCUUAAUUAGCAUGCAAUAUCCAUUUGUCAUACAACCAAUAGUAGGAUUUAAAUAGCGUUCUUGGUUGCUGAUAAUCGCAGAAAAAAUAUUCCAAAAAAUCUUAAAAAUAAUGGUGCCAAUUUUCAAACGUUUAAAAAUUCUCCUAAAAACAUAAACCACAUCGUACGCUACUCCCAUAAGUUCCUAUUCCUCUAGCAAUUUUAGGUGUUGCAUUGAAAUUACACAUUUAGCCAGUUUCUCGUUAUCGAUCAAACCACGCAAAAUUACAGUUCGUUCCUUUUGAUUUCCUAACACCAAAUCGCCACACCGAUCACACGAGCCUGAACAAGUCACACACAAAGCUAGAAAUAUAAAAUGGUUGUGCUGAAAACAUUAAAACCGCGAAAGCCUAGAUACACUCUGGAAUAAGCACCACUCGAACGAAACAUGCGGGCACGCCUAAUGCCGAUUCAUGGUAACGAACGACUUUUAACUCUUUUAAAACCAUAAAUUCAUAGCAACAAUGCCCAAAUCCACACGAAAUUAGGCGCACGGUUGAAGAAGUUAGUUUUUCCGAACAACAACACACAAAAAAAUGCACUCCCAUCAUUCACAGAAGCAAAAUAAAUUGGAAAGUAAAAUGAAAUACCUAAUAACGAUAACUUUAGAGAGUUGAGGUUACUGACGAAAACAGGAAAACAUACAGAAGAUGUGAGGAAGAAUACGGAAAGUAAGCAAAAAACAAAACGAUACAAUAAGAGGAAACGAAUUUAUAUUGACGAUAUAUAAUUCUGAAUCUUUAAUAAAAAAAAAAACACGGUUCUUCUGCAUGAUUCUAACUGAA